ACGACCUUUAUUAAAAUCUAACUCUGAUGUUACCUUACUUUUACAUAACAAAAUUACUAAUGCUAACAAAAUUGGAAGUCCAGUUUCUACACUAGUUCUUCAGCAAUUUCUUGCUGAGAAUGAUACUUGGGUUUCUCAUAAGGGUGUCGUCUUAGUACCAGGUCAUAGACCACUUCUUAUAAUUUUUGAAGUGAUUAUUAUUUUUUGUAAUGACAAUAAACUAUAUGGUGAGCUUGUUUCAUACUCUAUUAAUAUUUGGGAUCCAACUAUUAAACCACUACCUAAUAAGAGAAAUUCUAAAAUUGUACCUGAUCAAGUUGAUUAUCAUGGCAAUUUUAAUGCUAAAAUUUUUGAAUCAUUAUUUACAAAAUUAUGUAUUAUGAUUAAAGAAAAAUAUGAUGAAACUGAUAUUCAUAUAGAUAGUGCUCUUUAUCAUAAAAGGAGAGCUGAAAAUAUACCUACCUCUAUCUCAAAAAAAUCUGAACUUAGAAAUUAG
Scutellospora calospora is the source of this 496-nucleotide messenger RNA. Lineage: Eukaryota; Fungi; Glomeromycota; Glomeromycetes; Diversisporales; Gigasporaceae. The record is from the annotation of a GenBank genome assembly.